AUGACAGGAUGGUCUCGUGUCUGGCAGCUUCGAACAUCCUCUGCUCCCGCUGUUUGGUCCGAAUCUCAAGAUAUCUUAAAGAUGAACGAUGGAGGAAGCGCGGUCGGCAUCGCGGUCGCUCCUUACCUGACAGGUCCCCAGCCAGGCUCUUACAGCAACAAUUUUGCACUCUGCAGCCGCGUCGCUGCAGCACCAUUCCCAACCUCGAUUUUUUGUGGGGGCGAGAGCUUGAGAUAUGAGGAUAUGGAUGGUGUCGUACUUGAUAGGCUUGUUCGUUCCACGCAUCACACGCCCGCACCCUUUGGUCCUUAUUUCAAUGUUCAAUCGUGGAAGAUUAGCAGGCUGUUGCCCCACACUCGAUUGUUCGGCGGCGUGAACCCUGGCUCGACAUUGCAAACAAUUUUCGGAACGGACGCGCUUCACACGACUCGAAUCUCGACUCUUGAGGCCUCUCUAUACGCGAUCUGCGUAGCUCCACCUCGCCCUCCUGCAGCACUCCCCCAUUUAUGGUUCGUUCCGUUCAGCUCUGCAAAUGAGACGCCAUUUGAGUAA
This is a messenger RNA of Sparassis crispa, 552 nucleotides long. RefSeq lists its product as hypothetical. NCBI's taxonomy places the organism in Eukaryota, Fungi, Basidiomycota, Agaricomycetes, Polyporales, Sparassidaceae. The coding region runs from base 1 to 552 and encodes 183 amino acids. The transcript is spliced from 2 exons. The record is from RefSeq and is a predicted model, not a curated record.